UUUCCUGUCUCAAGUGAAACAUCCAGUUGAGGCUUCCACUGCAACCUGUAGCUGAUUACUGUCUAACGGACAAGUGGCUUGUCAGCAAUGGCCACUGUUACGUCCCGUCUGCAAUGAGCAUGAGCAGAAAGAACGCCACUCCAUUCGUCUGAAGCAGGUUACUAGAGAUUGAACCUGGACAACUGUUUCAAGUUUGAUACACUCCUCAGAAGUAUAAAGCUGUAUCACAAGUAUUCUUGUCAGCCACUGUCCUUCACAACCAGAAAGCCAUCAUGUGUGAUGAACAAGGUUUGAACUUAGAAGAAAUUUUGCAUUCUCUUCUGAUGGAAUGUAUGAAUGCUGGACCUGAUUUGUAUAGUGAGACAUAUUUAACAUCUUAUGAUGAAAAUCAGGCCACUGGUGUCAGAGUUGAGGAUUUCACAUAUGCAGAGGAUGAAGAUUACCUGGAGUCAAUAUUUUCAGCACUAAAGGAUGACCAAGAGAAUGGUGGACCUAGUUUAUGUAGCGAGACAUGUCUGACAUCUCCUCAUGAUGGAAAUAAGGCCAAUGAUGUCAAAGUUCAGGAGCUAACAGAUUCACAAAAUGAAAAUGGUCCUGAGCCAAUACUUUCAGCAGCAAAAGUUGACCAAGAGUGGACUCUGAAUGAACGUCAACUUGCACAUGGUGAGGAUCAUCCAUAUUCCUGUGAUGUGUGUAACAAGUCAUUCAGCGUGAAAGGUCAUCUGGAGACGCAUCAGUGCAUACAUGGUGGGAAUCGUCCAUUUCUCUGUGAUGUGUGUGAUAAGUCAUUCAGCUGGAAGAGUGAUCUGAAGACACAUCAGCGCAUACAUAGAGGGGAGUGUCCAUAUCUUUGUGAUGUGUGUAAUAAGUCGUUCAGUCGGAACAGUAAUCUGAAGAGACAUCAACAUAUACAUAGUGGGGAGCGCCCAUUUCUCUGCAAUGUGUGUGACAAAUCAUUCAGUUGGAAGAAUGAUCUGAAGACACAUCAGCGCACACAUAGUGCAGGCUGCCCAAAUCUCUGCAAUGUGUGUGAUAUGUCGUUCAUUUGGAAGAGCGAUCUGGAAAAACAUAAACGCACACAUAGUGGGGAGCGUCCAUAUCUCUGCUACACAUGUAAUAAGUCAUUCAGUAGGGACAGUAAUCUGAAGAGACAUCAACGGAUACACAGUGGGGAGCGUCCAUAUCUGAAGGCACAUCAGCACAUACAUAGUGGGGAGCACCAAUAUCUGUGUGAUGUUUGUAAUAGGUCAUUCAGCACGAAGGGUAUUCUAAAGAUACAUCAAAGCACACAUCAUGGGCAGCGUCCGUAUCUUUGUGAUGUGUGUGAAAAGUCAUUCAGUAGGAAGAGUUGUCUGAAAUUGCAUCAACACACACACAAUGGGAAGCAGCCAUAUCUCUGUGAUGUCUGUAGUAAGUCAUUCAGCAUGAACAGUCAUCUGAAGAGACAUCAGCGCGUGCAUGGAGGGGAGCGCCCGUACCUCUGUGAUGUGUGUGAUAAGUCGUUCAGCUGGAAGAGUGAACUGAAGACACAUCAACACAUACAUAGCGGGGAACGUCCAUAUCUGUGUGAAGUUUGUAGUAAGUCAUUCAGUAUGAAGAGUAUUCUGAACGCGCAUCAACGCACACAUAUUAGGGAUCGCCCAUAUCUCUGUGAUAUGUGCCAUGUGUCAUUCAGUAGGAGGAGUCAUCUGAAGUCGCAUCAACGUGCGCAUAGUGGGGAGCGUCCAUAUCCCUGUGAUGUGUGUGAUAAGUCAUUUAGUAGGAACAGUCAUCUUAAGACACAUCAGCGCACACACAGUGGAGAGCGUCCAUAUCUCUGUGAUGUGUGCAAUAAGUCAUUUAGUAGGAACAGUCAUCUGAAGACACAUCAGCUCAUACACAGUGGAGAACGUCCAUAUCUGUGUGAUGUGUGUAGUAAGUCAUUCACUAGGAAGAGUUAUCUGAAGACACAUCAGCAUGUACAUUGUAAAGUGUGAUAGUCUUUUGAUGUUUGUAAUUAGUUAUUCAUUUGUCAGAGCAAUCUCCAGCAUUAUCAGUGCAUACAGAGUGCAGUGUACCUAUGGUCCCCUUUAUGCGUACAGUACGUUGGACGAAUUUUAAAUACAAGAUGAACUACACUUUUUAUAAUGCUGUUUAUAUUGGUAUAUUGUAUAAAAGACUUAAAAUUUGAUUUUUGUAUAUAUAUUUUUAAGGAAUGAGUGUAGUAAGGUAUUAAUGUUUAGUUGAUGAAUUGUACAUCUUGGUUAAAUUAUUGAAUUGUAUAAUUAUUGUUCCUUCUAUGAAUGUGGCUGUAAGAGCACUAGUUUCUCUUCUCAGAACCAAUAUACAGGGUGUUUCACGACUUUAGGGCAUAACUGCAGGA
Cryptotermes secundus is the source of this 2362-nucleotide messenger RNA. Its product is annotated as zinc finger protein 271. Gene Ontology annotation, molecular function: DNA-binding transcription factor activity, RNA polymerase II-specific; RNA polymerase II cis-regulatory region sequence-specific DNA binding. Gene Ontology annotation, cellular component: PcG protein complex; transcription regulator complex. The transcript has 6 exons. The record is from RefSeq and is a predicted model, not a curated record. The coding region runs from base 273 to 1976 and encodes 567 amino acids. Lineage: Eukaryota; Metazoa; Arthropoda; Insecta; Blattodea; Kalotermitidae. Gene Ontology annotation, biological process: regulation of transcription by RNA polymerase II.